ACGCUUAGGUACGCAUUCCCAGACCUUCACAAUCUUUGUUGUUGAUCAUCAUGGCACUUAUUUCAACACAAUGGGCGCGGCUCAUUCGCUUUGUCGCUGCAGAGACCGCACAAAUCCAUAUCGGACAACCGGUUGACCCCAGACUUGAUGUUGGCCUUGCCGCAUGGAACAAACAGACCAUCAGAGCUUAUGAGAUCUCUGGGUCUACCCUUGACCCUGCCUCUCGCGUUACCAGCAAUAUCUUAACGGUCGAGAAGCUUCUCUCUCCUCUCUCUCGCGAAGAGAUGAAGGUCGUCCGGUGCGUGGGGCUCAACUACUCGGACCUCGCAUCGACGCUUACCAAUUUUUCCUGUAUUCUAUUCAAAAUUGCAAACAUUGUUAUAUCCAGCGCCCCCAAAUUGUUUUACAAGCCCCCGACGUCGAUGAUCGGUCCCAAUGCACCAAUCUUCAUUCCCAAGGUUGCUCAGCCUGUCGAAGAGCACCUCUCCGACUACGAAGUAGAACUCACCAUCGUCAUCGGAAAGGCGGCCAAGAAUGUCUCCGAGGCAGACGCUCUCGACUACGUCCUCGGGUACACUGGUGCCAAUGAUGUGUCAUUCCGCAAGCACCAACGAACAACUUCCCAGUAUGGAUUCUCCAAGGGGUUCGUUUCCAACCCCCAGGACAUCCCGCUAACUUGCACGCUUAACGGCCAAGUCCUCCAGGACGGUAACACCAAGUAAUACUUAUACAUGCCCUCGAGAGAGCACACACUGAAGUAAUAUUGUUUAUUAGCGACCAAAUCUUCAACUGUUCGUCAAACUGGUCUCUUUCCUCUCGCAGGGAACCACCCUCGAGCCUGGGUCGAUUAUCCUGACUGGAACACCUAAGGGUGGUGGUUCCGUGAGGAAGCCCGCCAUUGUACUCAAGAACGGUGAUGACUGCAGGGUAUGGUUGGG
Molecule: messenger RNA, 938 nt
Organism: Suillus fuscotomentosus
Lineage: Eukaryota; Fungi; Basidiomycota; Agaricomycetes; Boletales; Suillaceae
Exons: 6
Coding region: 51-722 (223 amino acids)
Molecular function (GO): acetylpyruvate hydrolase activity
Source: RefSeq, a predicted model, not a curated record